AUGUCACUACUUAUUUUGUCCACAAUAAUCGGCGCCAUCAUAUCGUGGCUUGUCUACCAACUCAUUCAUGCUCAUUUCUUGUACAAGUCCGAUCAGAAUUUUGGUGCCCAGCAUGAUUGUGGUCGGGCCCCAAGACUUAGAAAUUGGUGGCCGCUGGGGAUCGAUCGUCUCAUCCAGAUUUGGACAGCCGACUAUGAACAAAGGCUGAUGGAUUUGUUUCAUUUUCAUUUCACGGAUGUUGGUACAACCUUAGAACAAAAGUUCCUGGGUACCAUCGCGUAUGGAACGACCGAGCCCAGGAAUUUAGAGGCCAUGAUGAGCUCUAAACUUGAUGAUUUCGACUUCGGACUUCGUCGUCAGAUUUUCUUCCCUCUGCUUGGAGACGGCAUUUUCACUCAGGAAGGAUCUUCGUGGAAGCAUUCUCGAGAUCUCCUUCGCCCACAAUUCGCAAAGCAGCAAUAUCGAGAUAUGGAAAUUUUCCGACCUCAUGUUGACAACCUGCUUGAUCACAUACACGCCAAUGAAGGCGACAUCGACCUCCAGCCAUUGUUCUUUAAUCUCACCCUGGACACUACUACGGAGCUUCUUUUCGGGAAGUCAGUUUAUAGCCUUAAAGAGGAUGAUAAUUCACGAGGGGCGAGAUUCGCGAAUGAAUUUGACGUUGCUCAAAACUACGUGAUUCAGCGGUUUCGUCUAUUAGACCUUUAUUGGCUAAUCGGUGGUCGGAAAUUUCGACGCUCGUGUGCUGCUGUUCAUGAGUUUGUGGAUGGAAUUAUCGAGGAGAGAAGUCAAAAGCCAGAAGAGGAUACGGCGAAAAGUGACCGUUAUUUGUUCUUUGAUGCUAUUGCAAAUGACCCGAAGCAUUCAUGUGACAGGAAGGCCCUGAGAGCGCAACUGGUCAAUAUGUUGCUUGCUGGUAGAGAUACAACCGCGUGUCUUCUCAGUUGGACAUUCUUUCUCUUAGCCCAGCAUCCCGAGGUUCUAGUCAAGGUCAAAGCUGAAAUUUCCUCGGUACUUGGAUGGAGGACAGAAAUCGAUCGACAAGAUAUAAACAGAAUGACCUACCUUGCGAAGGUUUUGAAGGAAAGUGAGUACUGCCUUCCGGGAUUUUCUGGAGACUUGAUUGUAUCGUGGCUAAUUUUUACGUUGCUGAUAGCUCUUCGACUAUAUCCCUCCGUGCCCGUUAACACGAGGACUGCUCGGAGAACAACAUUCCUCCCCACGGGUGGUGGCCCCGACGGAAACUCCCCCGUACUCAUACGUAAAGGCGAGAAUGUAGCAUUCUGUGUGUAUUCAAUGCAUCGCCGAAAGGACUUAUAUGGUGAGGACGCGGAAGAGUUUCGCCCAGAACGCUGGGACGAAGAUCUGCCGGAAUAUACCAAAACAUGGGGCUAUUUACCCUUCAGUGGGGGUCCUCGAAUUUGUCUUGGGCAGGAGUUUGCUCUAAUUGAAGCAUCUUACACUACAGCCCGAAUUCUUCAGGGGUAUUCUGGUAUUGAAUUGAAAUCCACAAAAUCCCAAAAACAUCCGUGGACUGGUUGGUCCACCCACCAGACGGAAGGAAUCGAAAAGAUCUCCCAGCAGAGGCAGAAGGUGACAUUGGUGCUAUCAUUAGGUGAAGGUUGCAGGGUGUCAUUGACACGCUAG
Messenger RNA from Penicillium salamii, 1647 nucleotides. The record is from the annotation of a GenBank genome assembly. Lineage: Eukaryota; Fungi; Ascomycota; Eurotiomycetes; Eurotiales; Aspergillaceae.